Messenger RNA from Dentiscutata erythropus, 198 nucleotides. The record is from the annotation of a GenBank genome assembly. NCBI's taxonomy places the organism in Eukaryota, Fungi, Glomeromycota, Glomeromycetes, Diversisporales, Gigasporaceae.
AUGGAGCGUGAACCUCAACUUUUAUCAACAGAACACUUUGAGUUUCUCAAAACCAAACAAGAAUGGGUUAAACAUAUGCGGUUGAAAUUCUGCAUUCGACCCGAAUUUGAAAUUACUCAGAAUAUAUUACACUCGGAUGGCACGUUGAAUCAAGAUUACUUUCGACCUCCAAAAGGAUCAAUACCACAAUUGCAGAAG